AUGGCUCUGUCAUAUCAACAAACCAGGCUCAUCCGGGGCACCAUCCCCGCCCUCACCGACCACGGAGAGCGCAUCACCACCAUCUUCUACCGCAACAUGCUCCGUGAUCACCCCGAGCUCAACGACUACUUCAACACCGUCAACCAGGCCAACGGUCGCCAGCCUCGUGCCCUCACCGCCGUCAUCCUCAGCUACGCCAACAACAUCAACCACAUCACAGAGCUCAUCCCCAAGAUGGAACGCAUGUGCCACAAGCACUGCUCCCUGGGCAUCAAGCCAGAGCAUUAUGGUAUCGUCGAGAAGUAUCUCAUCGCUGCCUUCGCUGAAGUCCUCGGUCCUGCCAUGACACCGCAGGUCAGAGAGGCCUGGCAGAAGGCCUACUGGAUGCUUGCCAAGAUGCUCAUCGGUCGUGAGGCUCAGCUCUACCGUGACUUUGGCAAGUGGCAGGGCUACCGCAAGUUCCGCAUCGAGAAGAAGGUUGAGGAGUCUGAUGACAUCUACUCCUUCUACCUCGUUCCUGUCGACGGCAAGCGUCUUCCUCCCUUCCAGCCUGGACAGUAUGUCUCUGUUCAGGUGCCCAUUGCCGACAAGGGCUAUGUCCAGUCUCGUCAGUACUCCCUGAGCGAGGCUCCUCGACCCGACUACUACCGCGUCACCGUCAAGCGAGACGAAGGACUUCACAUGACCCGCAGCGGUCGAUAUCUCGGAGGCGAUGCCCUCAACCCCGGUGUUGUCUCUAACCUCCUUAUCGACAUGAAGGACGAGGGCGAUAUUGUUGAGUUAACUCAUCCCGCUGGCGAGUUCUACCUUGACAUGUCCAACACUUCCAACGUUCCCAUCGUUCUCAUCUCUGCCGGUGUUGGUGUCACUCCUAUGAUGUCCAUCCUGAACACCGUCUCCGAGCGCCAGCCUCACCGUCCUGUCUCCUGGAUCCACGGCUCUCGCCGCUCCGUUCCCUUCUACGACCAAGUCCGACGCAUUGCCCGCAAUCGCCCCAGCUUCCGCACCAACAUCUUCAAGACCCAUCUCGCCGAGUCUGACGUCUACGGUAUCACCUACGAUCACGACUUCCGCAUGGAUCUUGCCAAGGUCGACAAGGAAGACCUCUACCUCUGCAACAGCUCUACCGAGUACUACAUCUGUGGACCUGAGCAGUUCAUGCUCGAGAUGGCCGAGUACCUCAAGGCUCAAAAGGUCGAUGCCCCUCGUAUGCAUUUUGAGCUCUUCAGCACUGGUGACAUGGAGUUCAAGGUCGAUAACCUGAGCAUUGGCUCUGCGUCAAAGGCAAAUUCCAUCAACAGUAACGAGGCCAGAUGCCCCAGUUCCGGAGCCAUCUCUACAAAUGGUGCUACCUGCCCCUUCUCAUGA
Molecule: messenger RNA, 1368 nt
Organism: Fusarium mangiferae
Lineage: Eukaryota; Fungi; Ascomycota; Sordariomycetes; Hypocreales; Nectriaceae
Product: putative flavohemoglobin
Exons: 1
Coding region: 1-1368 (455 amino acids)
Biological process (GO): cellular response to nitrosative stress; nitric oxide catabolic process
Cellular component (GO): intracellular anatomical structure
Molecular function (GO): FAD binding; oxygen binding; heme binding
Source: RefSeq, a predicted model, not a curated record